AUGGGCCUCGGCGGAGUCGACAAGGGUGGCAGUCCCACGUGGAUAAUCGACUGGACCAUCUUUUACUGGGGCUGGUGGAUCUCCUGGGGACCUUUCGUCGGCACUUUUAUUGCGAGGAUCUCCAAGGGCAGGACUCUUCGUGUGUUCAUUAUGUCCACGCUCAUCGUGCCCACCCUCUAUAGCAUCGUCUGGUUCUGCGUGUGGGGCACCGAGGGCAUCCGCAUGCAGCGCAUGGCAGACACGAGCGGCCUCUGCAAUCAAUCCGACGCGGGCAACGGGGACUGGGCUGCACAGUACAAUCUGGAGACGAAGACGAACUUGAGCAUGGGCUGGACCCCCGCAUGCGUGCUGGACGACGCCUACCACGGCGGCUAUGGCAGGUGCAAGAGGGUGAAGUUCACCAGCUAUGUGGACCCGUCUAUCGACGGCAACGGCAAGACGUGCGUCAAGACCACCAAUUGGGUAACCGUUCCUUGCGGCGGCGCUGACGAUCCCACCUUUGUCAAUACAACGUACGGUGUUCUCAUUGGCACUGAGUGCGCAAACUACAUGAGCGAGAUAGAAGAAUUAGCCGCUGAGAACUAUUCAAGGCGAUUCGCGUUCACCGACGGCACCGUGUGCUUGUCCAACAGGGCCACGGCGGACAUUCUCUUCGAUCAGAUCUCCAGCUACGCCCCGCGGGGCUACUCCGACAUGUUGUGCACGCUUACGCUCAUCAUUUUGACAUUCUACUUCGUAACCUCGUCGGAUUCCGGCUCUUUCGUGGUGGAUAUGUUGGCCUCCAACGGUCACCCAGACCCGCCGAUGUUCCAGCGGGUCUUUUGGUCCUUCACGGAAGGCGCGACGGCCAUCGCUCUGUUGUAUUCGGGCAUCAACCACCCGAACGCAGACGCCUCGCUUCGUGCCCUGCAGGCUGCGUCCAUCAUCGCAGGCCUGCCCUACACGUUUGUCAUGUUCUGGGCCACGCAGUCGCUCGUCAUUCUGGUCCGGGAGGAGAGCGGAGCGCUCGACCCCAACCGGAAGGCUUUCACGACGUUCAUCUUCAACAUGGAGUACAGCGUGAACCAUCUCAAGCACACGGCCGUACCUGGCGUGCAAAUGGCCAAAACCGUAGUCGAGGUCGGCAAGUGGCCUUUCAGCGGCGCUGGCGACGGCCCCACUUUUGUGAUCUGGUGUGUCUUCUUCUCCGUGCUUUACUACGCCAGCAUUAUCAUCACCAUCUGCGCCGUGGCCAUGUACCAAUGGGCGCUCAUCGGUUGCGCACUGUACAUCGGAUUCGGCACCUUUGUGGGCCUGCUCCGUAAUCAUGUGCGCGUGACUCGGUUUAUCAAGAACGGCGACCUUCCCACUGAUUUGAUGUGCGGCCUCUUAGCGCCCAUGUUCACCCUAACCCAGAUCGAGGUUGAGUUGCAGGAUGGACCCCUCGAGAAGAAGGACGACGACCCCGCUGAUGAUAACAAGCGGGUCUGACCCUCAUGGCGGACGAGACGGCGCCGGCCCGUUCGUGCGCACAUCUGGAAUGAUUUGAAACCAACGAAUGCACUAAUAUUCUCAACGAUGAUGAUGAUGCUUCUGUACAGGUCAAAACCUCGGUCUUUCGAUGGUUUCGAAGAUGCCUACGGCGAGCCACCGCCGCUUGUUGCCGUUUGGAAAUUCCAUGCGGCCAAACGUUGGGCCGACGUCUGGCCAGAUAACUCCAACUCAUGUCUCGAGGCACGGUGGCGGAUGUCUGCCAUACUGACUGGGGACUCCCUCUCGCGGAUUGAAAAUGUUGGGCACGCAGGCCAGGCUGAAUUUAUUGCGUCCCGCCCCCGAGCGGACGCAGUUGGACAAGGAGCUGCAGCAAGUCGGUUUCUCGUUCUCCCAUCGCCGUACUCGCAAUAGGCUUGAGGUUGCAGCAUGUUGCGGGUUACGACAAUGAUCGUCACGUGCGCGGCAUACUCAUACCAGUCUGCGACUGCUAUUUUAAUGUUGCCAGAGAGGUCCGUUCGCGCUAACUCCUUCGUAAUGAAGUCUGAGCGCAAGUUGAGGCACAAGUAGAGUACAGAU
Molecule: messenger RNA, 2049 nt
Organism: Prorocentrum cordatum
Lineage: Eukaryota; Dinophyceae; Prorocentrales; Prorocentraceae
Source: the annotation of a GenBank genome assembly